Molecule: messenger RNA, 171 nt
Organism: Diaporthe batatas
Lineage: Eukaryota; Fungi; Ascomycota; Sordariomycetes; Diaporthales; Diaporthaceae
Exons: 3
Coding region: 1-171 (56 amino acids)
Biological process (GO): translation
Cellular component (GO): cytosolic small ribosomal subunit; ribosome
Molecular function (GO): zinc ion binding; structural constituent of ribosome
Source: RefSeq, a predicted model, not a curated record
AUGUCUCACGAAUCCGUCUGGAACUCCCGCCCCCGUGGCUACGGAAAGGGUGCCCGCUCUUGCCGCGUCUGCACCCACCGUGCCGGUCUGAUCCGCAAGUACGGCCUCAACAUCUGCCGUCAGUGCUUCCGCGAGAAGUCCGCCGACAUUGGCUUCCAGAAGCACCGAUAA